AUGGGGCAGCUGGCCCUGGCGGACGUGACUCGCCUGCUGCUGGACGGCGAUGCGGGUGAGGGGAAGGCGGGUGACAUGAGGGGAGGGAACAGCGAUGGAGGAGCAGCUGAGGGCGACGAAGGGAGAAAGGAAGGCGGGCAGUGGCAUGAAGGCGAGGUACGAGGAGGAGGCGGAAGGUGCAAGGAAGGCGAAGAGGGACAGCAGGGCGAGCAGGCGCCAUGGGCGGGUGGGAGCACAGCUUGGCAGGCAGCAGCCACAGCACCCAGUCACAGCAACGAUCGUGCUGUUCUUGGUGCUGCCAGUGCCGAUGCCAGCGCUGAUUCAUAUAGUCCCUCUACCGCCCCCGCUGCCCCUGCUGCUGCCGCCACUGCCCCUACUGCCGCGGAUCCAGACUCUGCUGCCGCUGCCUCGAGUGCCACUGCUCUCCCCAUCGCUGCUCAUGCUGCCCACGGGAGCAACCAAGCCACUGUGGCCGGCACGGAGCGCGCUGCUGCAGGGGUGGAGGGCAUGGCAGCAGCAGGUGGAGCGGACGACUGGCUGCACGUGCUGCACGACGACGCCCACUGGGACCUGCUCCCUCCCUUCUCCCUGCCGCCCCUCGCCCUCCCUCCUCUGCAUCUGCCCGCCUGCCCUACCAUGCAUGCCCCUCCAACGCACCCUACCGUUCACAACCGCCUGGGGGCGGGGCAGCGGGGGAGUGCAGGCGAGGGCGCCGUGGGAGCGGCGGACCUGUCUCAGAUCGGCUCGUGCGGCGACCUGGUGGCCGCCGCUGGGGGCGCCCCCGCGCUGCCCGCCAGCCCUGGCCUCGGCACCGCGUGCUGCAGCCCCGACGGCGCUGCGUGCGGGUCGGGCGUGUGGCACGCCCUGGGGGCGCGCCUGGGCUCUGGGCUGCCCAGCGACGCCAGUGGCAGUGCUGGCGCCGGAGGCAUGGGCCGUGGCACGCGGGCGAGGAGUGCUGCUGCUGGCGGCAGUGGCAGUGGCAGUGGGAGAGGCGGGGGCGAUGCGGAGGGAGUGGCGCGUGGCAGCGUGGCAGCAGAGGCGAUGAGCUGCCGGGAGAGGGCAGCAGCAGCAUCAGUGGAGCCAGUUGGAGGUGGAGACGAGACGGGGGAGGGCGUGGAGGGUGGGGAGCAGGGGGUGGGGGGUUGGGCGGUGGGCAAGAGCGAGGUGGAGGGGCCGUUCGCUGCGGCCCUUGUGACGUGCGUCCACUGCUCCUCGCUGCUUCAGGUGGACAUGCCGGCCGCCAUCCCCGCUGCGGCCAUCUGCACGCUCUCCUGCGGCCACUGCUCCGCGCUCCUCGCGCUGCCCUCCAACGCCCUGCCCGCCAUCGCUCGCACGCGCUGCGCUCGCCCGCUCACACCGCCUCAUGGCGCCGGGGUGCACGUGGCAUCUGCCGCUGCUAGUGGGGGGGCGACUGGGGCCCACAGAGGAGCGCUCAGCAAUGACGCGCCGCCAGGGGCGCUCGCCCCGCUGCCUGCUGGGCGCACUGUGCACGCGUGCGGUGAGGCGCUGGCAGCGCGUGUGGAGUCCGUGGAGUGGUGCGACGGCAGCCCCACAGCGGGUGACAGCGCUGGGCUGGCACGCACACCGCGCCGUGUGCUGCCUGCUGUGCCCUGUGGGGCGAUAGCAUCGGUGGGGAGUGGCAAGCGCGGCCAGCUGGCUGUUGCUGGGGAGAUGGCGCUGCAGGAGGGCAUGCGCCAUGAGCCACUCUUCCCACGCAUGCACCUGCCCGCUGCGCUGCGCUGUGCCCCCGGGCCAUCGCACCCCUCCCUGCCGCUCACGGCGGCCCACCUCACCGUCGCUGCUGACUCGCAAGAGGCGGCACCGGCCAGCGAUGGAGGGGUGGGUGGGGCGGGGAGUGCGGCGGAGAGCAAGAGGGCGCAGCGGGCGCUGAGGAAGCGCAAGCGAGCCGCCACUCUCACUGGUACGCCCACCCGCUACUCUCACUGGUACGCCCACCCGCUACUCUCACUGGUACGCCCACCCGCCACUCUCACUGGUACGCCCACCCACUACUCUCACUGGUACGCCCACCCGCUACUCUCACUGGUACGCCCACCCGCUACUCUCACUGGUAUGCCCACCCGCUACUCUCACUGGUACGCCCACCCGCUACUCUCACUGGUACGCCCACCCGCCACUCUCACUGGUACGCCCACCCGCCACUCUCACUGGUACGCCCACCCGCUACUCUCACUGGUACGCCCACCCGCCACUCUCACUGGUACGCCCACCCGCCACUCUCACUGGUACGCCCACCCGCCACUCUCACUGGUACGCCCACCCGCCACUCUCACUGGUACGCCCACCCGCCACUCUCACUGGUACGCCCACCCGCUACUCUCACUGGUACGCCCACCCGCUACUCUCACUGGUACGCCCACCCGCUACUCUCACUGGUACGCCCACCCGCCACUCUCACUGGUACGCCCACCCGCCACUCUCACUGGUACGCCCACCCGCUACUCUCACUGGUACGCCCACCCGCCACUCUCACUGGUGCGCCCACCCGCCACUCUCACUGGUACGCCCACCCGCUACUCUCACUGGUACGCCCACCCGCCACUCUCACUGGUACGCCCACCCGCCACUCUCACUGGUACGCCCACCCGCCACUCUCACUGGUACGCCCACCCGCCACUCUCACUGGUAAGCCCACCCGCCACUCUCACUGGUACGCCCACCCGCUACUCUCACUGGUAUGCCCACCCGCCACUCUCACUGGUACGCCCACCCGCUACUCUCACUGGUACGCCCACCCGCUACUCUCACUGGUACGCCCACCCGCCACUCUCACUGGUACGCCCACCCGCCACUCUCACUGGUACGCCCACCCGCUACUCUCACUGGUACGCCCACCCGCUACUCUCACUGGUACGCCCACCUGCUACUCUCACUGGUACGCCCACCCGCUACUCUCACUGGUACGCCCACCCGCCACUCUCACUGGUACGCCCACCCGCCACUCUCACUGGUACGCCCACCCGCUACUCUCACUGGUACGCCCACCCGCUACUCUCACUGGUACGCCCACCCGCUACUCUCACUGGUACGCCCACCCGCUACUCUCACUGGUACGCCCACCCGCUACUCUCACUGGUACGCCCACCCGCUACUCUCACUGGGUGUAAAGCAGUGGCGAGGGAGGGGUCAGAGGAUGUGGGUGAUGGCAGCGGGGAGGAGGAGAGGCGCAGGGGGGGAGAGGCGAGGGGUGGCAGGGCAAGCAGCAAGGCGGCAGGGAGGGAGGGAGGAGCCGCUGUCAAGAGGCAUCGCAAGGCGUCCACCUACAACCUCUUCAUCCGGGAUGAGAUGAUGCGCCUGCGGGCGGUCAACCCGGACAUGGACCACCGCGAGGCCUUCAAGGAGGCCGCCAGGCGGUGGGGCAGUGCAGCGGAGAACGUGCGCGGCUCACAUGCGCUCGCAGCAGCAGCCAGGGCCAGGGCGCUGCUGCUCUACCCCAUGCACGCCCCCCCCAUGCACGCCCCCCCCAUGCACGCCGCCCCCAUGCACGCGCCCCCCAUGCACGCCGCCCCCAUGCACGCGCCCCCCAUGCACGCCGCCCCCAUGCACGCGCCCCCCAUGCACGCCCACGCCACACCCUGCAUGCCAUCCGCUGCUGCUGCCACUGCGGCUCCUCUGCCUGGCACACGGGUGGAAGCAGCGGUGGAGGGUGGGGGGAUGGCGGGGCAGCAGCGUGUGCGGGAGGGGGGGCAGGGAGGCUGUGAGGGGGGCGAGGCGCAUGGUGGCAGUGUGGGCUUGGUGGCAGGGGUGCGUGGUGCAGUCAGGGAAGGGCGGUGGGUGGUGUGGGGUGAGCAAGGGGCGGGCGGGGCAGGGGCAGGUGAGGUGGCAGCAGCGGCAGAGAGGGUGGUGGCGGGGUGGUGGGGCGCUGGCUGUGGCAUGGACAGGGGGGCACGCAGUGAUGGGUGGGGGGAGGGCGGCCAUGUUCAUGGACUGGGGUGUGUGCCCCUGGAGAUGGGGAGGGGGAGGCAUGGAAGCGGUUUGAGCAAUAUGGUGGGCGAGAGACAUAUGCAGGCAGGCGGGUGGCACAUGGAGCAGAGGGAGGAGCAGGCAGGCGGUGUGGCGCACGGGCUGGCAGGCGAGGCAGCAGCAGCCUGUCCCCUGGAGCAGCAUGUGUGGGAGGUGGAGCGCAGUGAGCAGCAGCAGGCGCCACCGGUGCUGCACAGCGAUGCGUACCGCCGGCUAGCUGCAGGCAUCAGCAGCAAGCUCAUGUCAUCCUGA
Messenger RNA from Closterium sp. Naga37s-1, 4236 nucleotides. Lineage: Eukaryota; Viridiplantae; Streptophyta; Zygnematophyceae; Desmidiales; Closteriaceae. The record is from the annotation of a GenBank genome assembly.